This is a messenger RNA of Fragaria vesca subsp. vesca, 1071 nucleotides long. RefSeq lists its product as uncharacterized. Bases 105 to 758 code for a protein of 217 amino acids. NCBI's taxonomy places the organism in Eukaryota, Viridiplantae, Streptophyta, Magnoliopsida, Rosales, Rosaceae. The record is from RefSeq and is a predicted model, not a curated record. The transcript is spliced from 3 exons. Gene Ontology annotation, cellular component: chloroplast thylakoid membrane. Gene Ontology annotation, biological process: thylakoid membrane organization.
ACUGUCCGAACCCCAUAGAUUCCUUAGAUUUUGACAAGAAAAAAGCGAGAAAACAGAGAGAAAAGCAAAGAAAGAGACAGAGACAUCUGAACUCUCAACUCAAAAUGAUUUGUGGGGUUUUAGCUUCAGCUUCCCCACAAACUUUUCCUUCUUAUUCUUCCUAUUCAUCUCUCGUGUCUAAACCCAAAACCAGCUGUUUCAGCUAUGCUUCCAGUUCUGUCAGUGUUCCCAAGGUAAGCUCCUUGGAUCUGAAGCUUGAAAGGUUCGGGCUUUAUGGGGUAAAGGGGUCUCGGAGAGGCAGCAGAGUUCACUGCAACACUGGACCUGGUGAGAGUGAUAGCAAGAGUGUUCUGGAUGCUUUUUUCUUGGGGAAAGCUCUAGCCGAAGCGCUAAAUGAGCGAAUUGAGUCCAGUGUUGGCGAGUUUUUGAGUACGAUUGGUAGGCUGCAAGCUGAGCAACAAAAGCAAGUAGUGGAAUUUCAGGCAGACGUUCUGGAAAGAGCUAAGAAAGCCAAAGAGAAAGCAGCUCGUGAGGCUGCAGAGGCACAAGGAAUUGUUUCAAAACCGACUACAGAAAGUAUAACACCAGUCACCGUCACCAAUGUCGUUUCUUCAGUAACUCCAACAACCACCACCAGUAAUGACGGUACUCCUGCUGUGAGUCAACCUUCCUCAUCUGAUCCAACCCCCUCAAUAACUAAGAAUGUACCCGGUCCUGCCAACGAGGAUACAUCUUCAGAGGUGCCAAUUGAUGAUUGAAAUCCAUCUGUUGUUUUAGAAUGUCUUGCAUUUGAGCCAGUGCAGUUGGUUUGACUGUGGUAUAGAUCACCACUUAUCAUUUUGAUAAUAAGCUAUCAUAGUCUUUCAAGGCAUACGGUUAUCCAUAUAAUGGUAUAAACGUAUAAUUGUAUAAAUUGGGUCCCUUAUAAGGUGCAUAGAUGACAUACUUUGCCUCCUUAGAGCACCAUAAUCCUUUUUUUCGCAUUGAACAGUCCAUUAUUUUAUCUCAAAACGUUUUGCAAUGGCAAUUGAACUCAGCAUCUAAAGAGCAAGACAUUUUAUAUUUAUCAGC